This is a messenger RNA of Peniophora sp. CBMAI 1063, 1908 nucleotides long. The record is from the annotation of a GenBank genome assembly. Lineage: Eukaryota; Fungi; Basidiomycota; Agaricomycetes; Russulales; Peniophoraceae.
AUGACAAGCGCCUCCCCACCCAAAAUAUUCCCCUUCCACCUCCUCCCGCCCGAAAUCCUCGACACCAUCCUCCUCCUCGCCUCCCUAAACGACCCCCCACGACCCGGCGUCUACGACCACGACCGCCGCGUCUUCUACAACGCCCACAAACCCGACCACACAGGCCGCCUCUCCAACGAAUCAAUCUGGCGCCCCGUCCUCGAACGAGGCUCCCUAGGCUUCAUACGCCUCACGCACGUCUGUAGACGAUGGCGAGAUGUGAUAUUAGAGCGGAAGAGCCUGUGGGCGGAGAAUAUGGGACGCUUGCCGAUGGGCGAUAGCGAGAUGUUCGCGAGAAGUGGGAGCUGGAGUCCGUUCGAUGUUACGGUCGCCGCUGCACCGUUUCAUAGGACCGAUUCGGCCGCUCUGCACCUUUUCAAGCCUCUUGGCCCACAGCCCUCUCCAAGUUCCAUACGCGAUCGCCUCAGAUCGCUGCACAUAGUCGACAUGCGCGAGGCGUUCGGCGGGCAUAUGCCCCUGGACGAGCUGUUCUCUAUCGUCCUAUUCGGACUGGAAGAACUCAGCAUUAACUUCCUUGGCCCGGCGGAUGAGCCCGUUUGGUUCGCUGGGGACUCUACGAAGUUCGUCGAGGCGCCGAACUUGAGGACGUUGAAGUUGGUCAACGGGUUCGUGUGGUGGAGGUCGAGCAAAUUGACGAGCUUCUCGUUGAACUGCUAUAAUGGGCCGUUGCCCAGACGCGAUCUGCUUAUGCAGUUCAUGGAUAAUCUGAAGGAUACCAUCGAAGAGCUCGAGCUUCUAUACGUCUUCGUCCGGGACUUCGGAACCGAAGCACAAGCGCAACUAUCUCCCCCUCCUGAAGCUUCUGUCACUGCCGCUCAGGGUCAGCAACCGCCCCCGCCGCCACCCAAGAUCACCUUCCCCCGCCUUCGCACCCUGCACGUCGCAGACGACAACGACAACGCCGCGGGCUUCCUCCUCCGCGCUUCCCCACCACCUUCCGCCCACAUCACGGUCGAGCUUUACGUCGAGAUCGAAGACGGACAAUGGGCGUCUGAGAACCAGAAGGCCGAGAUCGAGCGCAAUAUUCAGGCUGCGCUGCUGUGCGGCAAGUUUGGUCCGACGUUGAAUGGGCUGGUGUUGAGGGCCGGGACAAAGAAGGACGAGUUGGUUGUAGAUCUGUACACCGACUCUCUCGCGCUCUACGACGUUCCCUCACACCCGAAGCCGACUCCAACAACAAUAACUACUACUCCUGAGUGCAGUCCUUUCAGCGUGGACAGGACGCCGAGUCUAACAUUCUCAAUCCUCAACGCGUCUUCCUUCCGCCUGCGCGACCUCGACACCGCCUUCCUCUUCGUCGCAUCCAUCCUCUCCCCUGCACGCUUCACGACAAUGUCGAUCGACAUCCCUCACUGGCGUCCAAAAGAGAUCGAGGAGUGUAUGAAGCUUUUCAUAAACCUACGGGCGCUCCGCGUGGUUGAUCCGCUCGAUAGGCGGAAUUUGCCGAGGGUGCCGGAUACGCCUUUGCCGUAUCUCAGUGCGCUUAGAGCUAUAGAUGAGGAGUCAACGGGUGGACAUGGGGCGAUGCCGCUGGAGAGGGUAUGGAUUGUGCAGAGGGAGCGGUUGUACGACUUUUCGUACCUCAGCUGGGCUCUGAUCCUUUCGCGGCAGCUACGCGCCACUUUCGCACGGGGAGAUGGGGCGCCUUUCAAGUUGAAGUGCUUGGGCGUCGAGUAUCUCGUUGAGUUUACCAAGGAGGAUAUCAGGGAGAUCGUGCGCGGGAGGCAGAAGCCGAAGGACCUGUUUGAGGAGUUUGCUGAGGUUAUUGAGUGGAAGGAGGGUUCUAGCGAGCUCGAGACGGAGAGGGCGUCGAGCAAAGGGAAGGAGAAGGGCGGGAAGAGCUAUUGA